Molecule: messenger RNA, 30772 nt
Organism: Coregonus sp. 'balchen'
Lineage: Eukaryota; Metazoa; Chordata; Actinopteri; Salmoniformes; Salmonidae
Source: the annotation of a GenBank genome assembly
GGACAUCAUGAUCACACACUUUGAGCCAUCCAUCUCCUACGAGGGUCUGUACGGGGAGGUCAAAGACAUGUGCUCCAUGGACAAUGACCAGCUCUUCACCAUGAAGUGGAUCGACGAAGAAGGUUUUUUAAAGUUUUUAUUAUCCUCCAUCCAUGUAGCAAUCUCUCAUCCAUCUCUCCAUCUAAGCUAAUUUCCUGCAAUUAUAUGCAUUUUGCCAUGGCUAAUGCUAUUCUUUUGUUCAAACAUAAUAACAAAUACUGCUAAAUUCAUUGUUUUUGGAAUUUUCAAUUCUCCCUGACUGUCUAGCUUUUAUUUUGGUGAUUGUUAGUUCUCAAAGAUUAUACUAUAAAAAAUUAUACCACAGCAUUGUUGAAUACUUGGUUCUGAUUUUCUAGAAGGGCAUUCUAGAAUGGGAAUUCUAGAAUGGAUAUUAAAACCAGAUAACGGGACAGUUGGAAAAGAUAUUGGAACACCUUGCAAUCAUGACGCAAUAUGUUGCUACACAUGCAGACCGUACUGCAUGUCCGUUUACAGAACUGCAAUACAGUUACAGAAAGCUAAACCAACAACUACACAAACUGAAAUUGGAUGCAUUGUAAACACAGGUCCAAUGAGGAAAAAACGUACACUGAACAAAAAUACGUUGAGUGACACAUCUCCUUCGCAUAGAGUUGAUCAGGCUGUUGAUUGUGGAAUGUUGUCCCACUCCUCUUCAAUGACUGUGCGAAGUUGCUGGAUAUUGGCGGGAACUGGAACACGCUGUCGUACACUUUGAUCCAGAGCAUCCCAAACAGUGGAGGUUCCUCAGAGGAGGAGGGGGAGGACCGUCCUCCUUGGUGAAUUUCAUACAAAUAAAAAUAGUGGAACAUUCAUAAAAGUUAUCCUUUUUAUAUAAAACUAUACUAAUAUAUUCACGUCACCAAAUAACACUGUUUUGCAAUAAAAGGUCUACAGUAGCCUCUAGCACUGUGUGGGGUAGCAUCAUGGUGUAGCCGGAGGACAGCUAGCUUCUGUCCUCCUCUGGGUACAUUGACUUCAAUACAAAACCUAGGACUCAUUGUUCAUAGCCCUAUUUAUAUUUCAACAAAUUAAUUUAUUCCAAAAUUAAGGAGAAGUGAGAAAGCUAUCAUUCGUAGUAUAUUUUUCACUUAGCUAGCAUUUUUGUCCGAUACCGAUAUCCAAUAUUUUCUUUGCCAAAAAAAAAAAAUGCUGAUAACCGAUAUUUAAUAAAUAAUAAUAUAAUAUGCCAUUUAGCAGACACUUUUAUCCAAAGCGACUUACAGUCAUGCGUGCAUACAUUUUUGUGUAUGGGUGGUCCCGGGGAUCGAACCCACUACCUUGGCGUUACAAGCGCCGUGCUCUACCAGUUGAGCUACAGAGGACCACUUAACAUUUUAGCGGCCUUUUUAAGCAUUCUAGUACAGUUAAAUUGUUGAAAUAAAGUGUCAUAUGUUCAUUUGUUCAGUUAGGAACAGAUUGUUUAAUAACUUGAGAAUGAGAAAUGAGAAAAAUGACAAAUCCAUGAAUGUAUUUUAUCGCACAACAUAUAUUCAUGACACAAAUAUUUUAGCUGCCCCACAUUACAAAGAUGGUUGUUGGUUGGCUCUUCUUACUAUCCAAUAUUGACUGUAUGGAGAAACUUAAAAAUGCUUAGAAAUAAAUAUUGGUUUAAACUAAAAUGCAGUUAAUCAUUUUAGCUUUAACUGCUUGAAAAAAUUACUGGCUCGUGGCUAUGUCAUAAACUGCUAAGAAUGGCACAACUUAAACUUUUCAAAUGUGCUCAACUGACUUGACUAGUAAAAUGCGAGCAAAUUUACAACACAACACAUCUCAUCUUUCAUUUAGGAAAUUAAAAUGUAAUACAACAUAUUGCAUUAUAACAUAUUGCAAUACUUUGUUAUAUACGCUUUGUUGGCAAUGACACAGGUCAAACGUUUUCUGUAAGUCUUCACAAGGUUUUCACACACUGUUGCUGGUAUAUUGGCCCAUUCCUCCAUGCAGAUCUCCUCUAGAGCAGUGAUGUUUUGGGGCUGUCGCUGGGCAACACAGACUUUCAACUCCCUCCAAAGAUUUUCUAUGGGGUUGAGAUCUGGAGACUGGCUAGGCCACACCAGGACCUUGAAAUGCUUCUUACGAAGCCACUCCUUCGUUGCCCGGGCGGUGUGUUUGGGAUCAUUGUCAUGCUGAAAGACCCAGCCACGUUUCAUCUUCAAUGCCCUUGCUGAUGGAAGGAGGUUUUCACUCAAAAUCUCACGAUACAUGGCCCUAUUCAUUCUUUCCUUUACACGGAUCAGUCGUCCUGGUCCCUUUGCAGAAAAACAGCCCCAAAGCAUGAUGCUUCCACCCCCAUGCUUCACAGUAGGUAUGGUGUUCUUUGGAUGCAACUCGGCAUUCUUUGUCCUCCAAACACGACGAGUUGAGUUUUUACCAAAAAGUUUUAUUUUGGUUUCAUCUGACCAUAUGACAUUCUCCCAAUCCUCUUCUGGAUCAUCCAAAUGCACUCUAGCAAACGUCAGACGGGCCUGGACAUGUACUGGCUUAAGCAGGGGGACACGUCUUGCACUGCAGGAUUUGAGUCCCUGGCGGCGUAGUGUGUUACUGAUGGUAGGCUUUGUUACUUUGGUCCCAGCUCUCUGCAGGUCAUUCACUAGGUCCCCCCGUGUGGUUCUGGGAUUUUUGCUUGUGAUCAUUUUGACCCCACGGGGUGAGAUCUUGCGUGGAGCCCCAGAUCGAGGGAGAUUAUCAGUGGUCUUGUAUGUCUUCCAUUUCCUAAUAAUUGCUCCCACAGUUGAUUUCUUCAAACCAAGCUGCUUACCUAUUGCAGAUUCAGUCUUCCCAGCCUGGUGCAGGUCUACAAUUUUGUUUCUGGUGUCCUUUGACAGCUCUUUGGUCUUGGCCAUAGUGGAGUUUGGAGUGUGACUGUUUGAGGUUGUGGACAGGUGUCUUUUAUACUGAUAACAAGUUCAAACAGGUGCCAUUAAUACAGGUAACGAGUGGAGGACAGAGGAGUCUCUUAAAGAAGUUGUUACAGGUCUGUGAGAGCCAGAAAUCUUGCUUGUUUGUAGGUGACCAAAUACUUAUUUUCCACCAUAAUUUGCAAAUAAAUUCAUUAAAAAUCCUACAAUGUGAUUUUCUGGAUUUUUUUCUUCUCAAUUUGUCUGUCAUAAUUGACGUGUACCUAUGAUGAAAAUUACAGGCCUCUCUCAUCUUAUUAAGUGGGAGAACUUGCACAAUUGGUGGCUGACUAAAUACUUUUUUCCCCCACUGUACACACACACUGACCCAAAAAUUAUUUUGUUGGCAUUUACGUAUGUCCCCAUUACCAGUAAAACAUAAUCAAAACUUAUUUAUUUCACUUACUUGCUGUGCUGUUUCAUUGUUCAUUUGUUCAGUCGUUCCAUUCUCAACCAGAAUUUCAUCAUACAUGUCAAGCAGUGAAGUUUCAGCUCUGUCUGUCCGUGGCCUCUUCUGUCGUGGGUCCUCUUCCUUGGUGUGCACUGUCACUGUGUCCGUUUCCAUCUUGUCCAGCUGUGACUGUAACAUUUCACGUAAACACUGUUUCUUGUCUGCAUCAAAGUAGUGGUCCUUGUACCUAGCAUCGAGCAUGGUGGCGACACAGUAAAGAGGCUCAGAGAGAAUGCCACCGAAUCGCUUGUUCACAGCCUCUAGUAGAGUACUUUCGCAAGUUUUAACCCCACGGUCUGUGUCGGCAGUUUUGUUGAGCAGGCGUUUCAAUGCCAUGACAGAGGGUAUCACGUCUGCUGCAGACGCAGUUGAUGAGAUUAUUUCUCAAGUCAGUUGUUCGAAUGGAGCUAGAAGUGUGUUCAUGUUUUCAAUGAGAGUCCAAGAUGGCAUAGCAGUGCGUCCUUGUGUAAAUAUACUUUUUUUUCGUAUAUAUUUCUCUCUCACUUUCCAUCCUUAACUAAAUAUACUUUCCUGCAACCCGCCUCACCCAAUGUGGAACGGAUUCUAUUAUUUCUUCAUACCUUUUAUCAAGAACACACGGCUGAAACUAGCCAGCUACUUGCUAUUAGCUAUUGCUAUUAGCCACUGUUAGCGGUCUUCACCACUGUCCGUGGCCUGCACUACCUACCAGCCAGCUCUAGCCUGGACAAUUAUCGACCCAGAGCAUUUCGGAUUUUCUGCCGGAAUCACUGAAUCACUGGACCUUAACACCAGAUCAUCACAACUAGCUAGCUGCAACCGAAUUUAUGUUGUUGUUGGCUAAUCACCACUAAUCACUACUUGUCCCAAAGCUAGCACCAGUUAUACUUGAGCUAGCCUCGAGCCAGGCCCAUCUCCCGGCUAUCCACCUCUCUGUCAACCGGAUGGGACCUCCUAGUGUUGACACGAACUGCUCCCGGACUUACCUAUUGCUGUUCACUGGACCUUAUGAUCACUCAGCUACACAUCUGAUGCCCGCUGGACUGUUCCCUUACACGGUACCCCAUCCUGUUUGUCUGUUUAGCCUCAGCCCAAACUUUCGUCACCAUUACCAGUUGUUGUCUUAGCCCUCUUGAAUAACACCUGUGAUUGCGUUAUGCCUCUCUCCCAUGUCAAUAUGCCUAGCCUAUUGCUGUUUGGGUUAGUUGUUAUUGUACUAUUUCACUGUAAAGCCCCACAGUCCCGCUCAACCUGCCUCAGAUAGCUUCUUUGUCCCACCCCCCAUACACGCGGAGACCGGCUCAAUCGGUACCUCCAGUGAUGCUAUCUCUUUCAUCGUUACCCAAUGCCUAGGUGUACCUCCACUGUACUCAUAUCCUUCCAUAUCCUUGUCUGUACAUAAUGCCCUGAAUCUAUUCCACAACGCCCGGAAAUCUGCCCCGUUUAUUCUCUGUACCAACGCACUAGAAGACCAGUUCUUAAAGCCUUUAGCCGUAUACUUAUUAUAUUCCUCCUCUGUUCCUCUGGUGAUGUAGAGGUUAACCCAGGCCCUGUAGCCCCCAGUAUCACUCCUACUCACCAGGCGCUAUCAUUUGUUGACUUCUGUAACCGUAAAAGCCUUGGUUUCUUGCAUGUUAACAUCAGAAGCCUCCUCCCCAAGUUUGAGAUAUUCACUGCGUUAGCACACUCUGCCUGAUGUUCUAGCAGUGUCUGAAUCCUGGCUUAGGAAGGCCACCAUAAAUUCAGAAAUUCCUUUCCCCAUCUACAACAUUUUCCGUCUAGAUAGAACUGCCAAAGGGGGCGGAGUUGCAAUCUACUGUAGAGAGAGCCUGCAGAGCUCUAUCAUGAUAUUCAGGUCUGUGCCCAAACAGUUUGAGCUUCUACUUCUAAAAAUCCACCUUUCCAGAAAUAAGUAUCUCACUGUUGCCGCUUGCUACAGACCCCCCUCAGCCCCCAGUUGUGCCCUGGACACCAUAUGUGAAUUGCUUGCCCCCCAUCUAUCUCCAGAGUUCGUACUGCUUGGUGACCUAAACUGGGAUAUGCUUAACACCCCGGCCGUCCUACAAUCUAAACUAGAUGCCCUCAAUCUCACACAAAUUAUCAAGGAACCUACCAGGUACAACCCUAAAUCCGUAAACAUGGGCACCCUCAUAGAUAUCAUCCUGACUAAUUUACCCUCUAAAUACAUCUCCGCUGUCUUCAACCAGGAUCUCAGCGAUCACUGCCUCAUUGCCUGAGUCCAUAAUGGGUCCGCGGUCAAACGACCAUCCCUCAUCACUGUCAAACGUUCCCUAAAACACUUCAGCGAGCAGGCCUUUCUAAUUGACCUGGCCCGGGUAUCCUGGAUGGAUAUUGACCUCAUUCAGUCAGUAGAGGAUGCCUGGAUGUUCUUCAAAAGUGCUUUCCUCUCCAUCUUAAAUAAGCAUGCCCCAUUCAAAAAAAGUUGAUCUAAGAACAGAUAUAGCCCCUGGUUCACCCCAGACUUGGCUGCCCUUGACCAGCACAAAAACAUCCUGUGGUGUACUGCAUUAGCAUCGAACAGACCCCGCGAUAUGCAAAUUUUCAGGGAAGUCAGGAACCAAUAUACACAAGCAGUUAGGAAAGCAAAGGCUAGCUUUUUCAAACAGAAAACAUCAAAACGUUUUGGGACACUGUAAAGUCCAUGGAGAAUAAGAGCACCUCGUCCCAGCUACCCACUACACUGAGGCUAGGAAACACUGUCACCACCGAUAAGUCUACAAUAAUCGAGAAUUUCAUUUUGCUACAGCUUGCCAUGCUUUCCACCUGGCUACCCCUACCCCGGCCACCAGCUCUGCACCCUCCGCCUCAACUUGCCCAUGCCCCCCCCCGCUUCUCCUUCACCCAAAUUCAGUUAGCUGAUGUCCUGAAAGAGCUGCAAAAUCUGGACCCUACAAAUCAGCUGGGCUAGACAAUCUGGACACUUUCUUUCUAAGAUUAGCCGCCGAAAUUGUCUCAACCCCUAUUACUAGCCUGUUCAACCUCUUUCGUAUCAUCUGAGAUCGCCAGAGAUUGGAAAGCUGCUGCGGUCAUCCCCCUAUUCAAAGGGGGUGACACUCUAGAUCCAAACUGUUACAGACCUAUAUCCAUCCUACCCUGCCUUUCGAAAGUAUUUGAAAGCCAAGUUAACAAACAGAUCACCGACCACUUCGAAUCCCACCGUACCUUCUCCGCUAUGCAAUCUGGUUUGCGAGCUGGUCAUGGGUGCACCUCAGCCACGCUCAAGGUCCUAAACGAUAUAAUAACCGCGAUUGAUAAAAGACAGUACUGUGCAGCCGUCUUCAUCGACCUGGCCAAGGCUUUUGACUCUGUCAAUCACCGCAUUCUUAUUGGCAGACUAAAUAGCCUUGGUUUCUCAACUGACUGCCUCACCUGGUUCACCAACUACUUCUCAGAUAGAGUUAAAUGUGUCAAAUCAGAGGGCCUGUUGUCUGGACCUCUGGCAGUCUCUAUGGGGGUGCCACAGGGUUCAAUUCUCGGGCCGACUCUAUUCUCUGUGUAUAUCAAUGAUGUCGCUCUUGCUGCUGGUGACUCUCAGAUCCACCUCUUCGCAGACGACACCAUUUUGUAUACAUCUGGCCCUUCAUUGGACACUGUGUUAACAAACCUCCAAACGAGCUUAAAUCCUUCCAGACUCACAUUAAGCAUCUCCAAUCCAAAGUUAAAUCUAGAAUCGGCUUCCUGUUUCGCAACAAAGCCUCCUUCACUCAUGCUGCUAAACAUGCCCUCGUAAAACUGACUAUCCUACCGAUCCUUGACUUCGGCAAUGUCAUUUACAAAAUUGCCUCCUACACUCUACUCAGCAAAUUGGAUGUAGUCUAUCACAGUGCCAUCCGUUUUGUCACCGAAGCCCCAUAUACUACCCACCAUUGUGACCUGUACGCUCUCGUUGGCUGGCCCUCAGUACAUAUUCGUCGCCAAACCCACUGGCUCCAGGCCAUCUAUAAAUCACUGCUAGGCAAAUCCCCGCCUUAUCUUAGCUCAUUGGUCACCAUAGCAACACCCACCCGUAGUAUGUGCUCCAGCAGGUAUAUCUCACUGGUCAACCCCAAAGCCAAUACCUCCUUUGGCUGCCAUUCCUUCCAGUUCUCUGCUGCAAAUGACUGGAACGAACUACAAAAAUCUCUGAAGCUGGAGACACUUAUCUCCCUCAUUAACUUUAAGCAUCAGUUGUUAGAGCAGCUUACCGAUCACUGUACCUGUACACAGCCCAUCUGUAAUUAGCCCACCCAACUACCUCAUCCCCAUAUUGUUAUUUACAUUAUUUAUUUUGCUAAUUUGCACCCCAGUAUCUCUAUUUGCACAUCAUCUUCUGCACAUCUAUCACUCCAGUGUUAAUACUAAAUUGUAAUUAUUUUGCACUAUGGCCUAUUUAUUGCCUUACCUCCAUAACCUACUACAUUUGCACACACUGUAUAUAGAUUUUCUAUUUUCUAUUGUGUUAUUGACUGUACAUUUUUGUUUAUUCCAUAUGUAACUCUGUGUUGUUGUUUUUAUCGCACUGCUUUGCUUUAUCUUGGCCAGAUCGUAGUUGUAAAUGAGAACUUGUUCUCAACUGGCUUACCUGGUUAAAUAAAGGUGAAAUAAAACAAAAUAAAAAGUACUGAUUAUUGCAGGUAACUCAGUCGGCUGCGUACACGCCAAGCACUCGUUUUUGUUCCAGCAGGCUCUCUUUCAUGUAAACAGUACUGCUUAUGUAUUGCUUGCAGGCGGCUGUAUGCUAGCUGUGAGUGUUUAAAAUGACCCACUAUCUUCCUACCUGUUGCCAAUGGCGUGUGUGGCAUGCAUGGCAAACUGGCAACUCCGCAUUCUUCCAAAGCCUUUGUCAUGUUAUGUGCUUUAUCACAUAGCACAGCGUGUACUUUGUUCUUGGGGAUUUUCCAAGUUUCAAACAUGUUCUCAAAUGCCAUUGAAAUGGCAGCAGCGGUAUGAGAACCAGCACAUUCUUGAGCAUGCAAUACGGCUUUCCUCAGUACGAAAUCCUCUUCGAACCACUGUGCUGUCAGACUCAGCAUGCUCAUGGGGCUGACAUCGCUGGUCCAAAUGUCAGUCGUGAAGCUAAUAGCAGUGACCCCCAUAGCAAGUAGCUCACGGAUGUACGUUUCAACAAUCCCCUGUAGCUCAGUUGGUAGAGCAUGUCGCUUGCAACGCCAGGGUUGUGGGUUCGUUUCCCACUGGAGGCCAGUAUGAAAAUGUAUGCACUCACUAACUGUAAGUCGCUCUGGAUAAGAGCGUCUGCUAAAUGACUGAAAAAUGUAAAACAAUACUGCGUAACUCCGGUAGGGCAACAUCUGAAAAAUAGCGCCUGCUUGGUAGAGUGUACCGGUGCUCGACCAGUCGGCGAAAAAGCCAACAUCAUCCACGACAGAGAACGGUAGAAUGUCAAGGGCAAUGAAUUCCAUUAUCUUGGCGUUAAUGGAUUUCGCCUUUGAGUUUCACCAAAAUGUUCUUACUCUUUCAAAUGACUGCUGGACUUGAACUUGUUUAGUUGUUGGAAGUAGUCACUGAACGUCUGGGGGUGAUGCACUUUCAAAUGAGUAAUUAGGUUUGUGGUAUUGAAAGAUUUCACUUUCUCCCCUCCUUGGGAAAUAAUAGCUGCGCAAACAUUGCAUAUGGCCUUUUUGUUACCUUCCUUUGAAACUUCAAAAUAGAUCCACACAGCAGACAUUGUGGGCUAGGUUAGGAAUGCUGUGUUGCACGUGUAGCUUCGGGACAAGUCUCUGAAUGUCCUUGAAUGGCCCGGACUUGAACCCGAUCGAACAUCUCUGUAGAGACCUGAAAAUAGCUGUGCAGCUCCCGAGUGGCGCAGCGGUCUAAGGCACUGUCUCAGUGCUUGAGGCGUCACUACUAACCCCCUGGUUCGAUUCCAGGCUGUAUCACAACCGGUCGUGAUUGGGAGUCCCAUAGGGCAGCGCACAAUUGGUCCAGCGUCGUCCGGGUUUGGCCGGUGUAGGCCGUCAUUGUAAAUUAGAAUUUGUUCUUAACUGACUUGCCUAGUUAAAGAAAGGUUAAAUAAAUAAAAAAUUAUGAUAUGCGAGAAAGCUAGCUGUGCUAGACUUUGUACUUCCUCAGUAUCUGUCCAGCUAGUCAUGCGGUAUCCAGCUAGCUGGCCCUGCCUCAGUAUCGGGCUGGUCGUACCACAGUAAUGCUUGUGUGUGUCACAGUAUAGAUGAAGAUGUCAGGUUGUUGGACUCAGUGAAAGGUCAGGCUGCCCUAAGUAAUUAAUGUAUCACCACUCACCAGCCAGCCAUACCUUCAAUAGCCUCGUCACAGGCUCUGCAAAACACACUGCAACUGUUCAUAAUGAACUCAGCCAAGACUGAGCCGCUGCCUUCACAUAACUCACCAACACACACAUACACUCCCUCAUAGACACCUGUUCUAAACUGGGAACAGCUAAAUGUAUCAGCUAAGAGAGAUCUUGAGGAACACAGCAGCUUUUGUGACCGACAGAAGGUGGUGGUGAAUGAUUACAGAACUCCGCUAUAUGGGGAAUAGGGUGUCAUGUGAGAUGCAGUUGCUGUACUGACCGGUUGUGUUGCUGUGUCCACUGUCCUCCCAGGUGACCCGUGUACAGUAUCAUCUCAGCUGGAGCUGGAGGAAGCCCUGAGGCUCUAUGAACUCAAUAAAGACUCUGAACUCAUCAUCCAUGGUAACACGACCUUCAAUUAUAUUCAAUAAACUUUAUUUAUACCCAAGGGGAAAUCAUUCCUUGACUGACAGUGCAGUGACAAUGCAGACAACAUAAUGCAUACAUUGGCCUUGCGUUCAAUUCAAUAAACUUAAUUUAUCCUCAGUGUAGACACACAUUCAACAUCAGACAACUUAAGAACAUUCACGUUCCAUUACAUUCAAUUCAACUUAUUAAUUGAAUAAAUAUGAAUGUUGGCUGCUGGGCUGACAUUGCAGACAAGGAUAAAACGGCAGACAACAUAAUGGAUACAUAACAAACAUGACUCACUCUGUCUGCUACACUGAUCCUCGCCUCGCUAGGAGAUGGAAUGGGUUUACUGAGUAGUCUGUGUGUCUGUGCACGUGUGCACUGGAUCAACACUGGAUAGAAGGGAGGGUCACAGGUUAAGGGCAAGGUGAAGGUCACAGUAGUGGAAGUGGAGGAGACUAGAGGGGGAUGAGGGGGGAGAUGAAACGAGGUGGAGGAUAGGGGGAAGGGCACAGUGGGGCGCCAAGUAUGCUAGUUAAUGAGAGAGCAUCCACCACUCACCUCUGGCACACGCACGCACUUGUGUGAUGUAGGGACUGCAAUGUUGUAGGCAUAAUGGUGUUAUUUCCCUCUCCUCUCAGUGUUUCCUUGUGUCCCAGAGAAGCCUGGCAUGCCCUGUCCAGGAGAGGACAGUAAGUCUACAACUACUUGUCCCUUUUUCUCUUAUAUCCAUAUCAUUGUUUUCUGAAGCUGGGGAGUUUCUCUCUGACACACACACACACUUGAUCCUGUAACCCCCGUUUCUUGCUCCUAUUCAGAGUCUAUAUAUCGUCGUGGGGCGAGACGUUGGAGGAAGCUCUACUACGCAAGUGGCCAUGCCUUCCAGGCAAAACGCUUCAACAGGGUGAGCUACCUCUCUAUCCAUCUCUUUCUUUCUAUCCAUCUCUCUUUCUCUAUAUUCUGCUCUUCCUUCCUCUUUCUUUCUCUCUAUCUCCCCCUCUCUCUAUAUAUACAGUGGUUCUUCCUUUAAAAGUUGUGUCAUACCACAGCACAGCUUGCGGAAUGGAAUGGCAUGUUGGAGUGCAUGACGUCAUAGUAUUUUACUGUCAGCCAUUGUUGCCAUUAAUGCUAGUUCGACCACCAGAGGGCAUGUUUGAGAAGCUAAGUUAUUGAAAUGACAUGGAGCUGUAGGCCCAAGAGUCCUGUUUACUGUAGCUGUUUUAGCGUAACUUACUUAUUGACAUUAAGGCCUACUUCAAUAUACAGUAUAUAAAUCAAUCAUUCAUUCAUUUGUUCAUGUCAUCACACAGCAUACAAGCCAUCCAUGUCUUUAAAUACAGUCAAGCAUUUUAGUUACAAAACGAAAUAACAAUGUUGGCUAAAGCGAUUGAAUUCACAUAUGCAUUUGACUGUUUUUAAUAUUGGCUGUAUUAGAGACUUUAAAACCUUUUUUUGUUAGAACAACUUUUUUCACAUUUUGUUACGUUACAGCCUUAUUCUAAAAUUGAUUAUAUUGUUUUUUUCCCCCUCAAUCUACACACAACACCCCAUAAUAACAAAGCCAAAACAGGUUUAGACAUUUUUGCAAAUUUAUUAAAAAUGGAAAUAUGACAUUUACAUAAGUAUUCAGACCCUUCAUCCAGUACUUUGUUGAAGUACCUUUGGCAGCGAUUACAACCUCAAUUCUUCUUGGGUAUGACGCUACAAGCUUGGCACACAUGUAUUUGUGGAGUUUCUCUCAUUCUUCUCUGCAGAUCCUCUCAAGCUCUGUCAGGUUGGAUGGGGUGCGUCGCUGCACAGCUAUUUUCAGGUCUCUCCAGAGAUGUUCGAUUGGGUUUAAGUCCGGGCUCUGGCUGGGCCAAUCAAGGACAUUCUAAGACUUGUCCCGAAGCCACUUCUGCAUUGUCUUGGCUGUGUGUUUAGGGUCGUUGUCCUGUUGGAAGGUGAACCUUCGCCCCAGUCUGAGGUCCUGAGCACUCUGGAGCAGGUUUUCAUCAAGGAUCUCUCUAUACUUUGCUCCGUUCAUCUUUCCCUUGAUCCUGACUAGUCUCCCAGUCCCUGCCACUGAAAAACAUCCACACAGCAUGAUGCUGCCACCACCAUGCUUCACCGUAGGGAUGGUGCCAGAUUUCCUCCAGACGUGACGCUUGGCAUUCAGGCCAAAGAGUUCAGUCUUGGUUUCAUCAGACCAGAGAAUCUUGUUUUUCAUGGUCUGAGAGUCUUUAGGUGCCUUUUGGCAAACUCUAAGCAGGCUGUCAUGUGCCUUUUUACUGAGGAGUGGCUUCCGUCUGGACACUCUACCAUAAAGGCCUGAUUGGUGGAGUGCUGCUGAGAUGGUUGUCCUUCUGGAAGGUUCUCCUAUCUCCACAGAGGAACGCUGGAGCGCUGUCAGAGUGACCAUCGGGUUCUUGAUCACCUCCCUGACCAAGGCUCUUCUCCCCCGAUUGCUCAGUUUGGCCGGGCGGCCAGCUCUAGGAAGAGUCUUGGUGGUUCCAAACUUCUUCCAUUUAAGAAUGAUGGAGGCCACUGUGUUCUUGGGGACCUUCAAUGCUUCAGACAUUUUUUGGUACCCUUCCCUAGAUCUGUUUCUUGACACAAUCCUGUCUCUGAGCUCUAUGGACAAUUCCUUCAACCUCGUGGCUUGGUUUUUGCUCUGACAUGCACUGUCAACUGUGGGACCUUAUAUAGACAGGUGUGUGCCUUUCCAAAUCAUGUCCAAUCAGUUGAAUUUACCACAGGUGGACUCUAAUCAAGAUGUAUACACAUCUCAAGGAUGAUCAAUGGAAACAGGAUGCACCUGAGCUCAAUUUAUAGUCUCUUAGCAAAGGGUCUGAAUACUUAUCUAAAUAAGAUAUUUCAGUUUUUUAUUUUUAAUACAUUUGCAAAAAUGUCUAAACCUUCGCCAUCAACUUGUUAAUUUAGCAGUCAACACAUAUGUUUUAAGAAUAUAAUGGAAUAUAACAGACCAUUUUCGUUUCUUAGAAUAAAACUCUUACAGUAACAACAGUUCAGUUACAGCUUCUGACAAAGUAGAAACAAAAAAAAGUCUCUCUUUUUGAUUGUGCACGUGGGACAGAGGAAGAGCAAUUCGUACACUAUUGAUCUAAAUUCAAUCACUCUCUUCUUCAUCCUCAUCAUUCAGUUCAUUCAAAUUCAAUUGUAAUACAUUUUGCCACUCCCGUUCAAUAACUCCAAAUCGCUUUUGCUCCAAAUGGAUAACUUGAAAUAACAUGAUAUAGGUUAAUUAAACAAUCGAAUGGAAAAAUGAUAUUAUUUAUUAGCCUAGUGUUUUAGGGAUAACAUGUGAAUUAGGCCUCAUGUAAAAUAAUUGUCAAAAGUGCAAGAGGAGAUACUGUUGCAUGACAAACAGGUGCUGUUAGAUUACAAUAUAUUUUAUCUGCCAGUUUCUAACAGUGUUAACAAUACUGAAUAAAGUAAUACCAGAGAGUCUGUUCUAAUGAAGAAGAAAAAAAGUAAAGCCUUUAAUACAGCAUAGCAAAGUUUUUAAAAACAGCCAGAUUUGUGAAAUUGCUUUAUCCAACAUUUUGCAGUUGCAUGAGGCAUGGUGAUCACAGAAUGAGUAGGAUAUUAAGCAAACACUCAGAGACAACAGAAGCAGGAACAGCAUAGUGCUGAGUGAGUCACUCAUUCCUGGCUUUCGUUCAAAAUAAGUUAUAUUAUAAUGCAGGGUUAAAGACACAUUCUUUCUGAUUGUCUUUAGCAUGCAGUCUCUCCUCGUACUACAGCUAAUUUCAUUUGAAUUAGGUGGAUUAUAGUAAAUUAAUAUGUAUGUAGAGGUUGAUGCAUUUUUCGUUAGGGCAAAUCUGGUCUGUGAUAUUGAGUUAGAAAUGUAAAACUUUAGAGUACUUAAGCCUCGAAUACAUUGCAAGUUUGCCCUUUUUUGGCCAUUAGGCUACACUUUACAAUAGGACUCAACUCUGACUGACCGCAGCAUCUAUCUGUAGUCUAAACUGUGGUACAAAUUGGGGGAUUUUUCACACCUAGCCAGGCUAUUAGACUAUCCUUUUGUAAAUUAAGGGAGGUGUGAAUGUUUGUCAGUCUCUCCUAUCGCACUAGAGUCCUGCAUCAGGCAAAAAACAAUUUGAGAGAGAACUUGGGUAAAUACAAUGGCUCAAUUACACUUGACGUGGACUGAUGAUUUUUGAAAAAUAUGAUACUUGUGCCUUACAGCCCAUUGCAUAAACAAAGAGUGGAUGUUAUCCACCACGGAGUGGGACAGUGCAGCUCAACACUGCAGAUAACAUAAGGCCAGCUAUUGUGAAAGAAUACUUGUGGAUCUAGUUGAUUUCCUCUAUCGCUUCAAGAGGCCUACUGUCCACCUGGUAAUUGUGUGGUUCCAAAGGAUAAAGCAUCACCUUCAGAUGGAUAUGUGGUUUCAGAGAGAAGCCAGCUGCGAGCUUGCGACCAGGCACGGUGGAUGACAUCCUUUUCCCGCACAGCAAAGAAAUCCAGUGAUGAAUGGGACUGUUUUUGAAGUUAUUGUUUUAGUACAUUUAUUUGUUUUUUUUACAUCUUAAUUCUUGGCGUUGUUUCUUUUUUUGUUAUAUUCAUCAGAGGUGUAGGGAGGGUAAAGUCUGUGAAUCCAAAAAAAUGUCAUUAUACAGAUAAUUAACAACACAUGCACACGACAGAAUUCAUAUCUUGGUUUUUGUGGUGAAUGUGAAUGAAAAAAUAAACUGUUUUGAUAAUGGUUUUUAUACACAUACCUUGUCCAUAAUGUAGAGGGCUAUGGGAAUUCAUUGAAGAGGUAAGGGAGGAGGAUGGUAAAUGUGAUCUGCAUAACAUACCAAUACCAAUUGACAUACCCUUUGUAUGCCUCCUCGUCUGUAUACCUACAGACACAAAAGUGAGCAGUUCAGUCAUCUGCAUCCAAUACAGCUAGCCUUCAACAUAUUUUUAUAGCCUACAUAUUCUUACCUCUUUGUUGAUUGAUAUCCAUUGAAUUGUGUCCAUUUUCUGUUUUAGAAAGAUUUGCGCAAAUAUGAAAAGAUAGAUGGUAUCAUAAAACAAAAUGAAUUUAGAUCAUACAUGGGACAAACCUUACCUUAAAUUAAGGAGCUCUUAACAUUUUUCAGUUAAGUGCCUGCACCUGCUGUUCUUUCAAAUUCAAAUGUUUCAGUUGGGCAGUUAGGUUCCUGCAAGAACUCCCACCAACUAAGGAGGUUCCUCGAUGAAUCCCACCUCCUAUGGGGUUCUUGGAAGAACCUUUUGGGGGCCAUUUUCAGUUCCAAGAACCAUAAGGUUCGUCAAAGAACUUUGAGGAUCUUAGAAGGACCCUUGUUGAACCCCUCAUUUUUAGAGUGCACUGUAUCCAUCUAUUUUACAUUUCCUCUCUUCCUUCACCUCUUUCUCUCUCUUCUUCUCUAUCCUUCGCUCUUUCUCUUCCUCACUUUUUACCUCUGUUUCCCUCUAUCCCUCUCUCUAUUCCUCUCUCUUUCGUCACCUCUCUCUUUCUCUCUAAAGGUGUGUUUUCUUUGUCUUCCAGAGAGCUCACUGCGCCAUCUGCACAGACCGUAUCUGGGGUCUGGGGCGACAGGGUUACAAAUGCAUCAACUGCAAACUGCUGGUCCACAAGAAGUGUCACAAACUGGUCACCGUGGAGUGUGGCCGACAGAUGAUACAGGUGAGGAACAGGGAGCGGUCAGUGCCGCCUCUUAUACUUAGUGCCCAGAGUUUUACCCUGCUCUUUUCACAUGACCUGACCCGGAAAAACUCCUGGCCCUACACAUUGUAUUUUCAUUAAGAAAGGACUGACACACAAUAUUUCUCAACAUGUCCUCUUUCUCUCUCUCGCUCUCCAUCUCGCUCUCUUUCUAGGAGCCUAUCAUGGGGCCUGAUAGGGGGGCCUCCAUCACUCCAUUAGACCAAUCUGAACAGCCAGGUAACACAUACGCUCACACUCUCUCUCACACACACACACACACUGCCUUUUUAAGGAAAACUAGCCCUGGUGGGCUAAGAUGGAUCCUCAUAAACAAUCAGUCAUUUUGACGAAAUUAAUUAUUUCUUUAGACCGUGUCCCCAGACCUCCGUCACUAAGCUGGAUCCAGUAGGACUAAGACAGCCUUAAGUCCUGUCAGGUGCUCUACUGGUGGCUGACUGAAUAAGAAGGUUUAAAGGAGAAGUUUACCCAAAAUCCAGAAAUUCUCAAUUGAUUCCAUACAUUGAAACUAGUUCAGUGGAGUUUGCCAUCUCCCCCCCUCUCUCCCUAUAGUGCUGUACUGAAACGGCUGCAAAAACAGAUCAUGUGACUCGUUAAGUUGCUAGGAAUUUCAUUGUUUUCACUGUAAAUACUACAACAGCCAACUUUUCAUAGCUGCGUGUGUGUAGCAUGCGACGAUACGUAUGAACAAGGACAUUUUGGGGACAGAAAGGAUACUUAAAGAUACAGCUGUUGGCUGGAUCUGGCGCAGUGCCAAAAUGCAAAGGCGCGUUUAAGAAGAGAACGCGACAAAGCAAGCGCGUGGAGGUAUGUAGCCUAGCCUGAUUCUUGACGUUCGAGGUGUUCUUAUUGUGUUACCAUUACACCAUAUAGGCCUAGGUGCUCUACAGGUUAGCACAGCGGUUCCCAAACUAGGGGUCGAGACCCCAUGUGGGGUUGCCUGAUAUGAAAUUGGGUCGCGGGAGAAUUUCUAAAAUCCUGAGAGAAAGACAAAAUAUACACUUCCAGUCAAAAGGUUGGACACACCUACUCAUUCUAGGGUUUUUCUUUAUUUUUACAUUGUAGAAUAAUAGUGAAGACAUCAAAACUAUGAAAUAGCACACAUGUAGCAAACAAAAAAGUGUUAAACAAAUCAAAGUAUAUUUUAUAUUUGAGUAUCUUCAAAUAGCCACCCUUUGUCUUGAUGACAGCUUUGCGCACGCUUGGCAUUCUCUCAACCAGCUUCACCUGGAAUGCUUUUCCAACAGUCUUGAAGGAGUUCCCACAUAUGCUGAGCACUUGUUGGCUGCUUUUCCUUCACUCUGCGGUCCGACUCAUCCCAAACCAUCUCAAUUGGGUUGAGGUCGGGGGAUUGUGGAGGCCAGGUCAUCUGAUGCACCACUCCAUCACUCUCCUUCUUGUUAAAAUAGCCCUUACACAGCCUGGAGGUGUGUUGGGUCAUUGUCCUGUUGAAAGACAAAUGAUAGUCCCAUUAAGCCCAAACCAGAUGGGAUGGCGUAUCGCUGUAGAAUGCUGUGGUAACUAUGCUGGUUAAGUGUGCCUUGAAUUCUAAAUAAAUCACAGACAGUGUCACCAGCAAAGCACCCCCACACCAUAACACCUCCUCCUCCAUGCUUUACGGUGGGAAAUACACAUGCAGAGAUCAUCCGUUCACCCACACCAUGUCUCACAAAGACACGGCAGUUGGAACCAAAAAUCUCCAAUUUGGACUCCAGACCAAAGGACAAAUUUCCACCGGUCUAAUGUCAAUUUCUUGUGUUUCUUGGCCCAAGCAGGUCUCUUCUUCUUAUUGGUGUCCUUUAGUAGUGGUUUCUUUGCAGCAAUUCAACCAUGAAGGCCUGAUUCACACUGUCCCCUCUGAACAGUUGAUGUUGAGAUGUGUCUGUUACUUGAACUCUGUAAAGCAGUUAUUUGGGCUGCAAUUUCUGAGGCUGGUAACUCUAAUGAACUUAUCCUCUGCAGCAGAGUUACGUUUCAUCAUAGCACUUGAUGGUUUUUGUGACUGCACUUGAAGAAACUUUAAAAGUUCUUGAAAUGUUCUGUAUUGACUGACCUUCAUGUCUUAAAGUAAUGAUGGACUGUCGUUUCUCUUUGCUUAUUUGAGCUGUUCUUGCCAUAAUAUGGACUUGGUCUUUUACCAAAUAGGGCUAUCUUCUGUAUACCCCCCUACCUCGUCACAACACAACUGAUUGGCUCAAACGCAUUAAGAAGGAAAGAAAUUCCACAAAUUAACUUUUAACAAUGCACACCUGUUAAUUGAAAUGCAUUCCAGGUGACUACCUCAUGGAGCUGGUUGAGAGAAUGCCAAGAGUGUGCAAAGCUGUCAUCAAGGCAAAGGGUGGCUAUUUGAAGAAUCUCAAAUAUAUAAAAUAUAUUUUGAUUUGUUGAACACUUUUUUGUUUACUACAUGAUUCCAGAUGUGUUAUUUCAUAGUUUUGAUGUCUUCACUAUUGCUCUACAAUGUAGAAAAUAGUAAAAAUAAAGAAGAACCCUGGAAUGAGUAGGUGUGUCCAAACUUUUGACACGGGUCUGUAUAUACAAAAAAAUAAUGUAUAUUAUAAUAUCGUCUUUGUAUAAUGUGGUUAAACUUAAAAAUCUAACUGAAAGUGAUUCAAAUCUAAAAUAUUAAAUUCAACCAGAGAGUGCCCUUAGAUCAUGGGAAAAGGCCUCAUUUGACCGCUGAACUCCCACGGUGAAUGGCUAGACCUGCUACGCUAUGAAACCAUACACUAUUGCAGAGACUUUGAUAUUACCGGCCAACCGGUGAAAACAAUGUGUAGGAAAGCAGGGGUACAAACUCACAUCAAUACCUUUGUCAGACAACACUGUCAAACAAAUAAUUAAUGCUAUUGCUAGCAAACAAGCGGAAACUGACUUAAAUUCCUCAGCUUAUGCUCUCCAAAUGGACUUUAGCUGUGAGGGCAGAGAUGCCCAUGCAUUGACUUUUGUUAAGCUAUACAUGUCGGGGGAUGCUAUUCACGAGGACAUAUUGUUCUGUCUCACGAUUCCCGAGCAUGAAACAACAUAUGGGAUGUUCAGUGUGCUGCGUGGCUAUAUUGACAAAAAACAGAUUCCAUAUGGGAUCGAAUGGUGGGCUUUUGCACAGAUGGGGCUCUAUCUAUCACGGGACGGAGGGCAGGCCUCUGCGCUCUAGUUAUGAAUGUGUCUCCCUCUGCCAUAUGGACGCAUUGUAUGAUACACCGAGAGCAACUGGUGGCAAAAGAGCUGAGUACAGAACUCUGAGAUAUACUGCAGCAGGUAACUUCGAUUGUGAACUACAUCAAACCACAUCCACUGCGUGCACGCCUGUUCGCAAAACUAUGUGGAGAUGUGGUAUCAGAGCAUCACAAUGUUCUAUUUCAUACAGAGGCUUGGUGGUUAUCGAGGGGGGAGUGUUGAAAAUAUAUUGACUUUGAGAAGCUACUACACGACAUGCAUCAAGCACCCCCAUUCAUUAGUGGUGGUGAGAUAAGACAUUGUGAAACUAAUUUGCAAUUGACUGCCCCACAUUCAAAGUAUGUGAUGGUGAGUUGAAGACAAUCAGAAAUACUGUUAAAAUGUCUUUCAAUUGAAUCCCAUAGCCCCAAAUAAAAAAGUAAACAUUGGCUGUUUUCACAUGGGUGGGGUCACGAAAUUUUUCAUAUAUCAAAUGGGGUCGUGGGAACCCCUGGGUUAGCAUAUGUGCCAUAUGUAUUUAUGAUGGGGAGGUUGAGAGACAGUAGACUUUCUCACCUUACAUUGCAAAAUAGAAUAUCCCCAAAACAUUGUGAUAAGUAAACAUACAGUGGGGGAAAAAAGUAUUUAGUCAGCCACCAAUUGUGCAAGUUCUCCCACUUAAAAAGAUGAGAGAGGCCUGUAAUUUUCAUCAUAGGUACACGUCAACUAUGACAGACAAAUUGAGAUUUUUUUUCUCCAGAAAAUCACAUUGUAGGAUUUUUAAUGAAUUUAUUUGCAAAUUAUGGUGGAAAAUAAGUAUUUGUUCACCUACAAACAAGCAAGAUUUCUGGCUCUCACAGACCUGUAACUUCUUCUUUAAGAGGCUCCUCUGUCCUCCACUCGUUACCUGUAUUAAUGGCACCUGUUUGAACUUGCUAUCAGUAUAAAAGACACCUGUCCACAACCUCAAACAGUCACACUCCAAACUCCACGAUGGCCAAGACCAAAGAGCUGUCAAAGGACACCAGAAACAAAAUUGUAGACCUGCACCAGGCUGGGAAGACUGAAUCUGUAAUAGGUAAGCAGCUUGGUUUGAAGAAAUCAACUGUGGGAGCAAUUAUUAGGAAAUGGAAGACAUACAAGACCACUGAUAAUCUCCCUCGAUCUGGGGCUCCACGCAAGAUCUCACCCCGUGGGGUCAAAAUGAUCACAAAAAUCCCAGAACCACACGGGGGGACCUAGUGAAUGACCUGCGGAGAGCUGGGACCAAAGUAACAAAGCCUACCAUCAGUAACACACUACGCCGCCAGGGACUCAAAUCCUGCAGUGUUGGGGCUGUUUUUCUGCAAAGGGACCAGGACGACUGAUCUGUGUAAAGGAAAGAAUGAAUGGGGCCAUGUAUCGUGAGAUUUUGAGUGAAAACCUCCUUCCAUCAGCAAGGGCAUUGAAGAUGAAACGUGGCUGGGUCUUUCAGCAUGACAAUGAUCCCAAACACACCGCCCGGGCAACGAAGGAGUGGCUUCGUACUAAGCAUUUCAAGGUCCUGGAGUGGCCUAGCCAGUCUCCAGAUCUCAACCCCAUAGAAAAUCUUUGGAGGGAGUUGAAAGUCUGUGUUGCCCAGCGACAGCCCCAAAACAUCACUGCUCUAGAGGAGAUCUGCAUGGAGAAAUGGGCCAAAAUACCAGCAACAGUGUGUGAAAACCUUGUGAAGACUUACAGAAAACGUUUGACCUGUGUCAUUGCCAACAAAGGGUAUAUAACAAAGUAUUGAGAAACUUUUGUUAUUGACCAAAUACUUAUUUUCCACCAUAAUUUGCAAAUAAAUUCAUAAAAAAUCCUACAAUGUGAUUUUCUGGAUUUUCUUUCCCUCAUUGUGUCUGUCAUAGUUGACGUGUACCUAUGAUGAAAAUUACAGGCCUCUCUCAUCUUUUUAAGUGGGAGAACUUGCACAAUUGGUGGCUGACUAAAUACUUUUUUCCCCCACUGUAUGCUAUGUAGUGUUUUGGGUUAAUGUGUAUGUAAACCCACUAACUGUCCCACUCAUAGAGGUUUAUGACAAGCGAUCAUUCAAUAAAGUAAAGUAGCUACUUUCUAGUUAGAUAACUGUCCAUUUGGCCCAGCUGGAACGGGUGCGUCUCCAAUUUUGUUUAGGAUAUAUAUAUAUUUUUGGGACACCUGAGUUUAUGUGGGCAGCAAAAUCCCUGUGGUCGCAAAAUCAAACGAACUGCUCCUCGUUCUCUUUUGCGGCAUUGGAGCGCAAUUGCCACAACUGCACCACCAGUCUGUGUUGAUCCUGGGGAUGGCUAGAGUGGCGGUGGCUAUCUGAAGCUCAAUUUGCCUCAAAUCACUCGCAAGUAUUUAGUCGUCAGACAUAUUUGUAGGUUGUUUACUUUGUAUCAUUAAUAUAUAAAGCUGUCUCAGCUGAAAAAAAAAUGAAUCUGUGAAUAAGGGCAGAACGUGCAGUUUACUUAAAUUACUUAAAAAUCAUACAAUGUGAUUUUCUUUAGAUUCCGUCUCUCACAGUUGAAGUGUACCUAUGAUAAAAAUUACAGACCUCUACAUGCUUUGUAAGUAGGAAAACCUGCAAAAUCGGCAGUGUAUCAAAUACUUGUUCUCCCCACUGUAUUUAGGCUCGCCAUAACAAAGGGCUAAUUGACUAAAGACAUUUCAGUUUUACAUUAAUUUUUUAUUCAUAAAAAAAUUGAUCUAAAAACAUAAUUCCACUGACAUUAUGGGGUAUUGUGUGUAGGCCAGUGAUUACAAAUAUCAAUUGAAUCCAUUAAAAUGUCAGGCUGUAACACAACAAAAUGUGUAAAAAGUCAAGGGAUGCAAAUACUUUCUGAAGCCACUGUAGCUACAGCGUUUAGUCAACUAAGAAAUAACACUUUCUUGCCCACACGUGCUUUGAUCUCCGCAACGGUAGUAAGCACGAGCACAUUGACGAACAAGGAAACAUGUACGGUGUUGCAGUAGUUCAGUGCGUGUUACUGCGUGGAUGGAAACAGACAUGGCAGAGAGAGCUGUUCCGCUAAUACAGUCGUUCACAGAAAGUUAUGUUAGACUGUUAAAGAUUAGUAGGCGUAUGUUAAUUAAUCAGUUAUUCAUAUAGCUGUGUCAACAGUAGGCUGCUAAUGAUUUGAUAAUCGUCAGUUCACCAAUGACAAGGCAUGUUGAAUGAAUGGUAGCCUAGUAGUUAACCUAACGUAGCAGGCGUAGAUGGACGCCAGAGCGGAGUCUCCACUUCCGUUUUUCAGGGGGAAACGGAAGUGGGGAUGAAAAUACUGUAUCCCUGAAAACCGGCAACAUCCGCUUUCUGCUAAGGUUGUCUAGUAGUCAGCUCAUAUAGGCCUAGUUCAGUUUCAUAAUCCAAAUAGCCUACAGUAAGCUAGACUACUACGACAUGGCAUCCAGUAAUUGAAAUAUUCAGAAACAAACACUAGACUAUCCACAUAAAGACACUUAAUAAUUAGAAUAAUCAUUACUCCAAAUUGAACCUAGAACAUUUUGAAAGUGUCAUUGAGACCACCUCAAUUUCAUUUUGGAUCAAACAAGACUUCUGUGUUGGCUACAUUGUUUGAUAUAAUUUAAGACUCUUGGUUUCAGGAAAUGGCAGUUACAGGUUUUUCUAAAAUGAAAAAUGCUCCAACUUCCUUAGGGGAAAGUUGACUGACCCCCUCCAGAUCUUCCCCUACCCAACCUUAGGCCUACAUCAGCACCACCUUGUCAGAAAAUCCUAGGGAGAGCCCUGAUUUCUACAUUUAAAUUGAAGAGCAGCCAAUUACCAAAUACCCAUAAGUCUAUAGCCUACCAUUCCUACUGAGGCAGUUUUCUGCCAACAUCAUUAGGCUAUAAAAGGUGCGGUGUGGAUGUCGCGCACAGUCGUCGGGGCCGGGGCUACCGCUGAAGUGGUACUCAUAAAAGUUAUUCAAUGUUGGCAGGUCUGCCCUCUAGUGUCUAGGAGGAUAUGUGACUGCUCUUGCUUUCUUUCUCUCCCUAUCUAUCUCUCUCUCUGUCACUCUCUCUCUCAGGUCCUCAGAACAAAGAUUCCAGUGAGAGUCUAAACUACAAUGGAGAAGAGAAAGAGGUGAGGAAGAUGGACUGAGAUUGUGUAUGAGUGAGAGAAGUGUGUUUGUUGCCAAAGUUGUGGCGAGGGAGAGUGAUGGCAACCUGUCUUUUUGUCUCAUUCCUAUUUCUGUCCACCUCUCUGUCCUCUAGGCGCGCAGCAGCAGAGACACAGGGAAGUCAGCGUCCAGUCUGGGUCUGGUGGACUUUGACCUGCUGAGGGUGAUCGGGCGGGGCAGUUAUGCUAAGGUCCUGCUUGUCCGACUCAAGAAGACUGAGAGGAUCUACGCCAUGAAGGUCGUCAAGAAGGAGCUGGUCAACGACGAUGAGGUAAACGUACACAGAUGCACUCACACACACACACACACACACACACACACUCAAGAAACACACACACUUGGUCUGACACGUUGACAGACACUACCUGAUCAAUCAUCUGUGCCAUCUCUCCUCUGUCUGUCUGAGAGGCUGCUCUGUCUUGACCUAUUGUUACCUGUUCGUCAAUAGAAGCCUGUCAACAGAACCACUCACUGUGUUUUCAGACAUUUUCACUCUCCUCACGUCCAUUUUUGUCUGUCUGUCUAAGGCUGCUCUGUCCAGACCUAUUUCUAUCUGUCCGUCAAUAGAGAUCUGUCACAUCCACUCUUUCACUCUGUCCGUCUGUCUGUCCUCAUCAGAUGGCUGACUGGUUAUGUCUGCUUAUUUAGCAAGUGUUUGAUAUGAUUUCAAGUGUGCUGGAUUUCCAAAUGCAUCCUGUGUGUGUUAUUCCCUGUGUUGUAGGACAUUGACUGGGUCCAGACAGAGAAGCACGUGUUUGAGCAGGCGUCCAACCACCCCUUCCUAGUGGGGCUACACUCCUGUUUCCAGACUGAGAGCAGACUGUUCUUUGUCAUAGAGUAUGUUAACGGAGGAGACCUGAUGUUCCACAUGCAGAGACAGAGGAAGCUACCCGAGGAACACGCCAGGUUUGAACAAUGAUGUCAUAGCUACACUUGGGUUAUGUUCACUAGGGUACGCAACAGAACCUUUUGCUAUUGAAAAUGAGCGUUUCUUAUUGGACAAGUCCUGGUAGUCCCUUCCUUUCGGCACAUUUUCUUCCGUUUGGUGUCUAAUGAACACGACCCUGAUUCAACUAAUGAAGAGCUUGGUGAUUAGUUGUGUAGCUCUUAGACGGUGAUGUAUCUGGGUGUGUGACUUGAGUCUUGACCGAUAAUUUUCCAUCUCUUUCUCUGUCAGGUUUUACUCAGCAGAAAUCAGCUUGGCAUUGAACUACCUCCAUGAGAGAGGCAUCAUCUACAGAGACCUCAAACUGGACAACGUGCUGCUGGAGUCUGAAGGACACAUCAAACUCACUGACUAUGGCAUGUGCAAGGUGGGUGUCGGGGUCUGACCCUGGGUGUGCUUAUGCCUGUGUGUUUCUGUCUGUCUGUGUACUGUGUGUGUGUAUCUUUUUGUGUUUGUGUGCUGACGUGUGUGUGUGUGUGUGUUUAUGCAGUUCUGCAUGCGCAUACAUGUAAGCUCUGAGGUGUUUGUGUGUGUUAAUGCCUCUACGUUGUGAGACGUGUGUGCUGACUGCUGUGCUCUCUAGGAGGGCUUGAGGCCGGGAGACACCACCAGUACAUUCUGUGGAACCCCCAACUACAUCGCCCCUGAGAUACUAAGAGGAGAGGACUACGGUAAGACUGUCUGCUACAAAUAAUGCACAUUUGCCUCAGAUUCAGAAGCAGAAGACAAUCAUAUUACAUGCACAUCAUUAUAGAUAUCCAUGCACAUCAUUGUUUGCACAAGCAUGUUCUCUUAUGUGUAUUUAUAUUGAAAUGUAAAGUCAUUUAGAUGACUUUCUGUCAAUUGUGUGGGUUCAGGUUUCAGUGUGGACUGGUGGGCGCUGGGGGUGCUGAUGUUUGAGAUGAUGGCUGGACGGUCGCCCUUCGACAUCGUAGGGAGCUCCGACAACCCAGACCAGAACACUGAAGACUACCUCUUCCAAGGUAACACACACACAAUACUUAAAACUACCUCUUCCAAAGUAAGUCACACAUAUCUCUGUAUAUCAGCUGACACACUGGAUGGCUGGGUCCUAUUCUCUAGGACCCUACUCUCUAACAAGUUUGCACUCGUUCACCUCCUGGGAGUGCUCUGGGAUGAUAAUGUGUGUGUGUGUAAAUAUGACUUUGUUUCCUUGUUAGUUAGGUCCUAACUAAGUAGCUGUUUCAAUAAAGAGCAACGUUUCAGAAAAGUAAAAAGUCUAAUCUCCUCUGUCUCCUCUCUGUAGUAAUAUUGGAAAAACAGAUCAGGAUUCCUCGGUCGUUGUCAGUCAAAGCUGCCAGCGUUCUCAAGGGCUUCCUCAACAAGGUAACUACCAGACACAAACACACACACACACAGGAAGAUCAAUCCUAACAAGGUCAUGUCACACUGCCCUGUGACCAUGAUGUAAUGAACCUUUAUUUUCCCUCCUUCUCUCCCUCUCCCUUAUCAAUGCUCUCUCCCUCAUUCUCUCCUCGUCUGUCUCAUAUCUAUGCUCUUGAACUCAUUGUCUAUCCCUCCCUCCCUCCCUCCCUCCCUCCCUCCCUCCCUCCCUCCCUCCCCUCCCUCCCUCCCUCCCUCCCUCCCUCCCUCCCUCCCUCCCUCCCUCCCUCCCUCUCCCCCCUCCCUCCCUCCUCCCCUCCCUCCCUCCCUCCCUCUCCCCCUCCCUCCCUCCCUCCCUCUCCCCCUCCCUCCCUCCCUCCCUCUCCCCCUCCCUCCCUCCCUCCCUCCCUCCCUCUCCCCCUCCCUCCCCCCUCCCUCCCUCCUCUCCCCUCCCUCCCUCUCCCCCUCCCUCCCUCUCUCCCCCUCCCUCUCUCUCCCCCCUCCCUCCCUCCCUCCCUCCUCCCUCCCUCUCUCCCCCUCCCUCUCUCUCCCUCUCUCCCCUCCCUCUCUCUCCCCCUCCCUCCCUCCCUCUCUCUCCCCCUCCCUCCAUCCCUCCCUCUCUCCCUCUCUCUCUCCUCCCUCCCUCUCCCCUCUCUCUCUCCUCCCUCCCUCUCUCUCUCUUCCCAGGAACCUAAGGAGCGGCUAGGCUGUCAUCCCCAGACGGGCUUUGCUGACAUCAUGGGUCAUCCCUUCUUCCGAAACGUAGACUGGGACCUUGUGAGUCAUUGUCUAUUAUCUCUUGCUGCCCUCUCUCUCUCUCUUCUAUCUCUCUCUUUAAUGCAACUCUCUCUGUCGAUCUCUCUCCUACUGUAUCUAGUCUUUAGGUGAGCAUCAUGACCAAUAUAUACAGAGACAGGGGGAUCAUUGUUUUCAUUCAAACAUAGCAGCAGAAGCAGAAUUCUCACCAAUGAAAAUGAACUUAAACACUGUGAACGACGGACCUUGAGACAAAUCUACUCACAUACUGUCUUUCCACAUAGUUUAAUAGAAAACAGCAAAAAGCUAGUAAACAAGGGAAGGUCAAUCAGAGCGGAUCACAGUGAAUCUCUCCUCCAGACAGUCUGUCAGAGUUGCGGGUCAUCACCUUAGACAAGCCCAGAAAGUGUCCUUUCCCACCAGGCAGCCAGACGGGCCAAUUUGAUUUAACCAUGGAUGUAUCGGUUCUCUAAGGGCAGGUUUUCCAGACCCAGAUUAAGCCUAUUCCUGGACUAUACAAGCCAGCACUAAGUGGCCAGGGUCACAGUGGUUCUGUUGUAGUCAGAGGGUCACAACCAGAGAAUAAGCAGCAUUUGGCUAACCUCAAUGUUCAAAUUCAGAAACGUGUUAUUGUCCUAUUGCUGGGCAAAUUGAAAAGGAAUUGACUCCAACCUGACACAGACAGGCUGGCCUCCAGACAGGCAUCUAGUCCCAGACCAGCCUGACCUCUUUUCCCAGUUUGGUGUGCCCUGUCUGCUGACUGGCUGUCUGGAGGGAUCAUGUUACCCUGCUGAGCUGGCUCCCGCUCCCAUCAGUCUCACCUCACACGUAACAGGCAGCCUUGCCCUGCACUACCCUACCUCCAGGGGUGGCAGUGCUGGGUCAAUACCCUGCAGGCUGCCUGUCUGUUUGGGGUCUGAGUUAACAAUGGAGUUUCCACUGAGUCACAGGGAGGGAGGGAGAGAGGGAGAGAGGGACUAAUACACAUGUGCGAAACAAGACAGAUAAGCUCCCAGCAAUGUUUAAUUUCUUUAUAAAUGUUUGUAAGUCUGAGUGUGAAGUAUGUCUCUCUUACCUCCCAAAGCAAAAGCCAUGCUGACAAGCAGAAUGAUGGUCAAUAUCGCCAUGGUGAUAGUAGAGAGAGAGAGAGAGAGAGAGAGAGACCACAUGGAAUAUUUUUUUCUGUGGUUUAAAAUGGUUGUAAACUAUUUUCAGGGGAAUUUGUACGUUAAUUCUUGUUUGUAAAUAAGGAUCAUUUCAUUGAAACAUGGUUCUUGCUGGACUAGGUUGACUGUAAGUCGUAUUUGGGGAGUUUCUCCCAUUCUUCUCUGCAGAUCCUCUCAAGCUCUGUCAGAUUGGAUGGGGAGCGUCGCUGCACAGCUAUUUUCAGGUCUCUCCAGAGAUGUUCGAUCGAGUUCAAGUCCGGGCUCUGGCUGGGCCACUCAAGAACAUUCAUAGACUUGUCCCGAAGCCACUCCUGCGUUGUCUUGGCUGUGUGCUUAGGGCCGUUGUCCUGUUGGAAGGUGAAACUUCGCCCCAGUCUGAGGUCCUGAGCGCUCUGGAGCAGGUUUUCAUCAAGGAUCUCACUAUACUUUGCUCCGUUCAUCUUUCCCUCGAUCCUGACUAGUCUCCCAGUCCCUGCCGCUGAAAAACAUCCCCACAGCAUGAUGCUGCCACCACCAUGCUUCACCGUAGGGAUGGUGCCAGGUUUCCUCCAGACGUGACGCUUGGCAUUAAGGCCAAAGAGUUCAAUCUUGGUUUCAUCAGUCCAGAGAAUCUUGUUUCUCAUGGUCUGAGUCCUUUAGGUGCCUUUUGGCAAACUCCAAGCUGGCUGUCAUGUGCCUUUUACUGAGGAGUGGCUUCCGUCUGGCCACUCUACCAUAAAGGCCUGAUUUGUGGAGUGCUGCAGAGAUGGUUGUCCUUCUGGAAGGUUCUCCCAUCUCCACAGAGGAGCUCUGUCAGAGUGACCAUCGGGUUCUUGGUCACCUCCCUUACCAAGGCCCUUCUCCCCCGAUUGCUCAGUUUGGCUGGGCGGCCAGCUCUAGGAAGAGUCUUGGUGGUUCCAAUCUUAUUCCAUUUCAAGAAUGAUGGAGGCCACAGUGUUCUUGGGGACCUUCAAGGCUGUAGUAUUUUUUGGUACCCUUCUCCAGAUCUGUGCCUGUCUCGGAGCUCUACGGACAAUUCCUUCGACCUCAUGGCUUGGUUUUUGCUCUGACAUGCAUUGUCAACUGUGGGACCUUAAAUAGACAGGUGUGUGCCUUUCCAAAUAAUGUCCAAUAAAUUACCACAGGUGGACUCCAAUCAAUUUGUAGAUACAUCUCAAGAAUGAUAAAUGGAAACAGGAUGCACCUGAUCUCAAUUUCGAGUCUCAUAGCAGGGUCUGAAUAUUUAUUUUGAAUAAAUUAGCAAAAAUCUCUAAAAACCUGUUUUCGCUUUGUCAUUAUGGGGUAUUGUGUGUAGAUUGAUGAGGGGGAAAAAAAUAUUUAAUCAAUUUUAGAAUAAGGCUCUAAUGUAACAAAAUGUGGAAAAAGUCAAGGAGUCUGAUUACUUUCUGAAUGUGUGGAUGUCUCUUUGACCUCAAUCCUGUGUGUGUGUGUCUGACCUUGUUGCAUUGUGUUGUUUCAGAUGGAGCAGAAGCAGGUGGUUCCUCCGUUCAAACCCAACAUCUCAGGAGAGUUUGGACUAGACAACUUUGAUGCCCAAUUCACCAACGAGCCUAUCCAGCUCACGCCUGAUGAUGAGUGAGUAUCUGUCUGUCUCAGGAUGCGUCCCAAAAUGCACCAUAUAUAGCGAACUAUACUGAACAAAAAAUAGAAACAAAACAUGUAUAGUGUUGGGCCCAUGUUUCAUGAGCUGAAAUAAAAGAUCCCAGAAUUUUUUUUAAAUGUUGUGCCCAAAUUUGUUUACUUCACUGUAUGUGAGCAUUUCUCCUUUGCCAUGAUAAUCCAUCUACCUGACAGGUGUGGCAUAUCAAGAAGCUGAUUAAACAGCAUGAUCAUUACACAGGUGCACCUUGUGCUGGGGACAAUAAAAGGCCUCUCUAAAAUGUGCAGUUUUGUCACACAACACAAUGCCACAGAUGUCUCAAGUUUUGAGGGAGCUUGCAAUUGGCAUACUGACUGCAAGAAUGUCCACCAGAGCUGUUGAUAAAGAAUGUAAUGUUAAUUUCUCUACCAUAAGCCGCCUCCAAUGUCGUUUUAGAGAAUUUGGCAGUACAUCCAACCGGCCUCACAACCGCAGACCUCCACAUCCAGCCCAGGACCUCCUCAUCCAGCUUCUUCUCCUGCAGGGUCGUCUGAGACCAGCCACCUGGACAGCUGAUGAAACUGUGGGUUUGCACAACGGAAGAAUUUCUGCACAAACUGUCAGAAACCGUCUCAGGGAAGCUCAUCGUCCUCACCAGGGUCUUGACCUGACUGCAGGUUGGCGUCGUAAUCGACUUCAGUGGGCAAAUGCUCAACUUUGAUGGCCACUGGCACUUGGAGAAGUGUGCUCUUCACGGAUGAAUCCCGGUUUCAACUGUACCGGGCAGAUGGCAGACUGUGUGUAUGGAGUUGUGUGGGCAAGCGGUUUGCUGAUGUCAACAUUGUGAAUGGAGUGCCCCAUGGUGGCCGUGGGGUUUGGUAUGGGCAGGCAUAAGCUACGGACAGUGAACACAAUUGCAUUUUAGUGAUGGCAAUUUGAAUGCACAGAGAUACUGUGACGAGAUCCUGAGGCCCAUUAACGUGCCAUUUAUCCGCCACUAUCACAUAAUAUAAUAUAAUAAUAUUUAAUAUAAUAUAAUAUGCCAUUUAGCAGACGCUUUUAUCCAAAGCGACUUACAGUCAUGUGUGCAUACAUUUUUACGUAUGGGUGGUCCCGGGGAUCGAACCUAAUACCCUAGCGUUACAAGCGCCAUGCUCUACCAAUUGAGCUACAGAGGACCACGUGUUUCAGCAUGAUAAUGCACGGCCCCAUGUCGCAAGGAUCUGUACACAAUUCCUGGAAGCUGAAAAUGUCCCAGUUCUUCCAUGGCCUGCAUACUCACCAGACAUGUCACCAAUUGAGCAUGUUUGGGAUGCUCUGGAUCGACCUGUACGACAGCGUGUUCCAGUUCCUGCCAAUAUCUAGCAACUAAUCUCAGCCAUUGAAGAGGAGUGGGACAACUUUCCACAGGCCACAAUCAAUCGCCUGAUCAACUCUAUGCGAAGGAGAUGUGUCGCGUUGCAUGAGGGCAAAUGGUGGUCACACCACAUACUGACUGGUUUUCUGAUUCACGCCCCUAACUUUUUUCUUUAAGGUAUCUGUGACCAACAGAUGCAUAUCUGUAUUCCCAGUCAUGUCAAAUCCAUAGAUUAGGGCCUAAUAAGUGCUUUCCUUAUAUGAACUGUAACUCAUCUUUGAAAUUGUUGCAUGUUGCGUUUAUAUUUUUGUUCAGUGUAAGUUUUACCUGGGCCCAUACAGUCUGUCGUUCUGUCUGUCCGUCUGUCCAUCAUUCUUCAUGGAUCAUUUUAAAUCAAUGCUUUAUGAUGCCUGUUCAGGUUACUAGAUUAGUUAGUGGUGGUAUGAAAAUAGAUUUACUUACUGAUCAAUAUAGUCAUAUGGCCCCCCCUAUAACUGUUUCCUGUCUGUGUUGCAGUGAUGCAGUGAAGAAGAUCGAUCAGUCGGAGUUCGAAGGGUUUGAGUACAUCAACCCUCUCCUGAUGUCAGCUGAGGAGUGUGUC